UACAAAAUCCCCCAAUCUAGAAGCGGAAAAUACAAAGAGAAGAAAGGCUGGUGGCUGGCUGUGCGGUUUACUCACGAGCUAUGACGGGUAGUUAGAGCUGCCCGGCUCUUUUCACCCUCCCAAAGCCCUCCUAUAUAUUUAGAGAAACCUCCCCUUCCUUACCCAAACAGCCACAUCGCAUCACGCGCUUCUCCACUAACCUUUCUUUGUAAGAAAACACUCAUUUAACGCAUACCCUUUAAAGCAGGGGAACGUUUCAGAGUCAUCCACAAUAAUGGCUCCUUCGACUCUCACGGCUCUUGCAGAAGAGAAAACCUUACAGGCAAGCUUUGUUCGUGAUGAAGAUGAGCGUCCUAAGGUUGCUUACAACCAAUUCAGCAAUGAAAUCCCUGUGAUCUCUCUUGCUGGUAUCGAUGAUGUUGAUGGCAAGAGGGCUGAGAUAUGCAAGAAAAUUGUUGAGGCUUGUGAGGAUUGGGGCGUAUUCCAGGUUAUUGAUCAUAGUGUUGAUACCAAACUCAUUUCCGAGAUGACCCGUCUUGCCAGAGAGUUUUUUGCUUUGCCUGCUGAAGAGAAACUUCGGUUCGAUAUGUCUGGUGGCAAGAAGGGUGGUUUCAUCGUCUCCAGUCACCUUCAGGGGGAAGCAGUGCAAGACUGGCGCGAGAUUGUGACAUACUUUUCCUACCCACUUAAGACCCGGGACUAUUCAAGGUGGCCCGAUAAGCCAGAGGGUUGGAUUGAAGUGACAAAGGAAUACAGUGAGAACCUGAUGGGCCUAGCCUGCAAGCUUCUUGAAGUGCUGUCAGAGGCCAUGGGCUUAGAGAAGGAGGCUUUGACUAAGGCUUGUGUGGACAUGGAUCAGAAAGUGGUGGUUAAUUUCUACCCUAAAUGUCCACAACCUGACCUCACUCUCGGAUUGAAGCGCCACACUGACCCAGGGACCAUCACACUGUUGCUUCAGGACCAAGUUGGUGGGCUUCAGGCCACCAGGGAUAACGGCAAGACCUGGAUCACUGUUCAACCUGUUGAAGGAGCCUUUGUAGUCAACCUUGGAGAUCAUGGCCAUUAUCUGAGCAAUGGAAGGUUCAAGAACGCUGACCACCAAGCUGUGGUGAACUCAGAUUGCAGCAGAUUGUCAAUAGCCACAUUCCAAAACCCAGCACCCGACGCAACAGUGUAUCCACUCAAGAUCAGAGAGGGGGAAGAACCAAUUCUUGAGGAGCCCAUCACAUUUGCUGAGAUGUACAGGAGGAAGAUGAGCAAGGAUCUUGAGCUUGCCAGGCUAAAGAAGCUGGCCAAGGAGCAGCAACAGUUGCAAGAGGUGGAGAAGUCCAAACUCGAAGCCAAGCCCCUGGAGCAAAUUCUUGCAUAAACUUUAUUGUACUGAUUGUGUUACCACUGUUUUCUUUUCAUCGUGCUUGAUAAUUUAAUGCUUUUGUACUUUUCUUAUUGCGGUGUCCGUUUAAUUUGUUAUAGCAAUGUGCUGGGGCGAGUCAUGUGCCCACGUUCGAUGCCUGUUUUCUAUACUCAAGUAUCAGUGAUGGACGAAAAAUAAAUUGCCACUGUGUCGCUUCUUAGCACUUAGCAGCCUAUAGUCUUUUGUUU
This is a messenger RNA of Durio zibethinus, 1602 nucleotides long. Its product is annotated as naringenin,2-oxoglutarate 3-dioxygenase. NCBI's taxonomy places the organism in Eukaryota, Viridiplantae, Streptophyta, Magnoliopsida, Malvales, Malvaceae. The record is from RefSeq and is a predicted model, not a curated record.